AUGGACGCCUCGGGCCCCUCCGAGUCUCAUCGCCCUCCGGCGCAGGCUCAGGUUACAACUCCGUUCACAUUCACAUCCGGAUCAUCAAGCUCCAAUCCUCCAGCGCGGGGUCAAGAUACAAUUCCGUUCACAUUCACAGCCGGGCCAUCAAGCGCCAAUCCUCCAACGCAGGCUCAGGAUACAGCGCCAUUUGAAUUCACCUCUGAAUCAUCAAGCGCUGGCCCUCCGGCGCAGUUUCAAGCUCAAAUUGCGAACCAAUUCGCAGUCCCUUCUGGACCCUCAGACUUCGGUUUCUCAGGCCCUCAGGCAGAUGCCUCUGGACUUCAAGACUUUGACCCUUCGGGCUUUCUAGACCCUCAAGUCCAGACGCAGUUUCAGGCCCCGUUCGAAGUCGCCUCUGAGGCGCCAAGCGUCUACCCGUCCGGAUUUCCAGCCUCUGAAGCCCAGGAACAGACCCUAAACUUGUUCACAUCUGAUUCCGCAAUCCAAGACUCAUUCGAUGAAUUCAGCUCUAUGGAUGUCGACUUGACUAACAACAUUGACCAACAGACUAGCUCACAGAGCUUUCCACCCGCGGCUCAGCAGCAGCCCGGCUCCAACGCCUUCGGUGGAUUCGCACCUGCGCCGCCAAGCGGCGGUUUCAACUUCAGUGCUGGUCCCGCCUCGAAUCCGUUCGCGUCGCAGAACGCAACGAACAACAAUAACAAUGCCGGUGGCAGCGCUUUCUCCUCCUCUUUCACGUUUGGUAGCAACCAAUCCGGUGCAAGCAACCCAUUCGGCAGCAUUGCCUCAGCUCCGCCAGCGAACAACGCGUUUGGCAAUGCCGAGUCGGCGGGGGCGCCGUCAAGCAAUAUCUUCGGCUCCUCAUCAUCCGCGCCUUCUGGCAACAUCUUCGGCGGUAAUACCGCGCCGUCCGCACCGAGCUCGAACGUAUUCGGCUCGUCUUCCACGCAGCAGAACGCGUUCGCAAGCAAGCCCUCGGACCCGUCGAGUAACGUUUUCGCGAACAACUCCUCGGGCUCAACUAACAUGUUCGGAGCCAACCCACCGGCAUCUUCGGGCAGCAUCUUCGGUUCCACCUCUUCCGCGGCACCAGCAAGCAACAUAUUCGCCUCAGCAGCGUCUAGUGCUCCGAGCAAUAACUUGUUCGGCGCUUCGACGUCUACCGCCGCCCCAUCUAACAUUUUCGGGACGACAGCUUCGUCUGCGCCAUCGGCAAACAUCUUCGCCAGCUCUACCUCAGCCAAGACCUCAGACGGAACCUCCCAACCGCAGACUGGCACUAUCUUCGGAAGCACAACCACCUCGGGUCCUACGAAUGCUUUCGGUGGCACUACUACGUCAUCUGCGCCCUCCAACAACCUCUUUGGCAGCACCGCCUCUUCAGCGCCGUCUGCUAAUCUCUUCGGCAACGACGCUUCUUCUGCGCCAUCUAAGAAUGCUUUCGGCGGAGCCACAUCCUCCGCGCCAUCAAACAUCUUCAGCAGUACCCCUGCUUCGUCUGCUCCGUCUAGCAACCUAUUUAGUGGCUCCACGGCAUCCUCCGCUCCGUCUAAUAAUCUAUUCGGCAAAGGCGCCACCUCGUCCGCGCCGACAACCAACCUCUUCGGGGCUUCCACUUCCAACACGUCUUCCGCCCCUACCAAUGCCUUCAGCGCCUCUAACGCGGCUCCUGCGAACAACCUCUUUGCUGGCUCUACCACACCUUCGGGAUCCAGUGAAUCCGCUUCUCAGACAGCUAACAUGUUCGCCAAGUCAGCCGCCGGCUCUACGCCCCAGUCUAAUCCAUUUAACUUUGGAGGUGCGAACACCACGAGCGAGCAAAGCAGCACAACCCCUAGCGGGGCCCAGAAAGACUCGGCCAGCAACAUCUUCUCACAGUCGUCUGGCUUCCAGCCUUCAACCAGCGGGGCUGGUGUCUUCAAUUUCUCCGCUAAGAGCCCAUUCAAGCCCACGACUGACGCUGCUCCCCCUACCGACUCCGACAAAGAUGCGUCCGCCACUGCUGAGAGUCAAGCAACGUCUGCGACGAACAUGUUCGCUCAGUCUACAUCCGCUGCUCCCAAGGUUGGUUCAAACCUCUUUGGAUCGACUGGCCAAAGCCCAGCCAAGCCCAGUACGAAUCUCUUCAACUUCGCAAACCAGAGUGCUUCUGGUAAUGCGGAUGCUCAAAAGGACACGCAGAAGAGCACAGACUCUCAGCCCAGCAGCACGUCCAAUUUGUUUGCAAGGGCAGCCUCUGGUGGCGCAAGCGCAUCGGCUACACUCGGAUCGUUAGGUCAGACUGCUUCUCCCAAGCAAGACCAGCCAGUGGACAAGACUUCGAGCUCCAAUCCAUUCUCCUCAAUCACGCCGUCCACGUCUUCAUUGACUGGGUCAGCCGCGCCUAUUAUGAGAGCUAAUGGAGCGUCUUCUGGUGAGGAAAACUCGAGCACUAAAGUAGGAAGUCCUGCCAAGUCAAGUGCCGCCUCAGCACAGCCUGCCGAAACCACAUCCACGACUCCUGCGAACGCUAGCUUUGACACGUCUAAGAUGAACUUGAAGAACAUCGAGACUGCCCGAUCUAUUCGCACCCUGAAUGCCUGGUUCAAGUCUAGGGUGUCAAUGGCACCAGAGGACGGCAGCUAUGCGCAUAUUGCAGAAGUAUACCUGACAAACUACACUAAGCUUACUAGUGCGAUUUCUGAUAUCGCAACUGGCGCUCAAGCCCUGACUAAGAGCAACGGAAAGCGUAAGGCUGAUGACGAGUCUGACGGAAACGGUCCCGUUGGAGCCGGAUCACCAAAGAAGUCAAAGGUUCCAUCGAGCCAAGACGAUAGCAGCGCUGCCGGCGCUUCGAACACUGCCAACGUGUUCAACAGCAUUGUGAACAAGCCUGCUCAGUCUCCUCUUCGCAAUGUUGAGUCGGCAACCUCGCCAGAUGCUGAAGCCGGCCCAUCAUCCAACAACAACCUCUUUGCGGCGUCUGCUUCCAGUCCCUUCAAAUUCGGCACCAGCGGCGGUGCUUCUGGCUCCACUACCCCCAUCGGAAGCCCGGCGAAGCCAAGUCUCUUCUCACAGUCUCCCAUCAAGGCUCCGACAUUCGGUCAAGUUGGAACUACCCCCGAUUCAAAGAGAAAGUCGGAUGACAUUUCCUCUGACGAGCAGGAAGAGGAGUCGCAGGACGAGACAGCCCAAAAAGACAAGAGACAGAAGACUUCUACGCCCGUAUCAUCCGCCGACACCGGCUCGGUGCUCAAUAGCAGGCAGGCUUCUCCUGAUGCUCGCAAUCCUUUCGGACAUCUCUCGCAGGAAGAGAGCAACAAGGAUGGAGACGAUGACGAUGCGUCUGAUGGGGAUGCUGAGCAAGGCAGCACAACCCCUACGGCUCCUCCCAAGCGUUCCGAUGGCCUUUUCGGGCGCAUCACGAAGGACGACACUGCAUCCGAGAGUGAUCCUAAGACUUCUGAAGAGGGCGGCCUUUUCGGACGCAUCACUGGCGCAUCAACUGACAACUCCAAGUCGACCGCCGCUAAUCCAUUUGGAUUCUCUGCUUCUAGCUACGAGCUUCCUGGCGGAGCCAAAACAGGCCCUGUCUUGAAGACCUGGAACGGCGAUGCUGGAUCGCCUAUCAAGUUCGGCACUUCGCAGCCCGCUCCGUCUGAUGACGGAAAGAAGGAAGCCACCUCGUCAUCUGCGAGCUCUAAUCCCUUCUCAGGAAUUGCUACCGGCAGCUCGUCCGCCCCCAGCGCUAUUUUCAAGUUUACGCCUGCUCCGACGCCUCCCGCAAGCGACGCUUCUCCCUUCAAGUUCAACCCUCCUGCUGCCACGCCUUCAGGCGCAAGUUCUGUUUUUGCUUCAGGCUUUGGUUCUCGUGCCACCACUCCCGGUGUUUCUACUGGCGCAUCAGAGAACGAGACUAGUGCGGCUGAGAAUGAUGAGGAUGAGGAAGCGCAGACCGUUGAUAAGGAACAAGUUUCUUUGCGUACUGCCCUGACCGAUGAAGACAGGACCACCUACGACGUUCUCUUUGACACAGACAUACAGUCUGUGACGCUGAUGCACCUGGUUGACAGGUCCGAGGACGAGAUCAAAGAAGAUCCAAAGAAAGGCGCGAAGAAGUGGGAGAGCCAAGGGAAGGGCCCUGUUCGUGUACUGAAGCAUAAGCAGAGUGGCGGUGUCAGCAUCCUCUUCAAGGCUGAACCGAUGGGUCGCGUUUUGAUCAACACUCGCGUUCAGCCCUCGUUUCACUACAAGAGAGCCAAGGCAAAGUUUGCUACCUUCCCGCUUCCCGAUGAGAAGGGCAAGAUCACGCCGCAGUACCUGAAGUUCGAGGACGAUACCGACUGCACCAAGUUUGUUGAGGCUUGCGAGUCUAACAAGUCAUCGUAG
Messenger RNA from Lasiodiplodia theobromae, 4371 nucleotides. Its product is annotated as Ran binding protein. Lineage: Eukaryota; Fungi; Ascomycota; Dothideomycetes; Botryosphaeriales; Botryosphaeriaceae. Bases 1 to 4371 code for a protein of 1456 amino acids. Gene Ontology annotation, biological process: intracellular transport. The record is from RefSeq and is a predicted model, not a curated record. The transcript has a single exon.